Messenger RNA from Colossoma macropomum (tambaqui), 3725 nucleotides. RefSeq names its product SEL1L adaptor subunit of ERAD E3 ubiquitin ligase (gene sel1l). Gene Ontology annotation, molecular function: protein binding. The record is from RefSeq and is a predicted model, not a curated record. Bases 627 to 3020 code for a protein of 797 amino acids. Gene Ontology annotation, biological process: ERAD pathway. The transcript has 21 exons. Gene Ontology annotation, cellular component: endoplasmic reticulum membrane. NCBI's taxonomy places the organism in Eukaryota, Metazoa, Chordata, Actinopteri, Characiformes, Serrasalmidae.
UCAAAAGAACCGAUUUGAAAGAACGACUCAUUCACGUCGCUUCUCCAUAUAAACGAGCGUCUACUACUAUCAGUUCCCGAGUUUAAAGAAGUUAGUCAGAUACCGUUUUGAGGCUAAAUUUGGGGUCGUGACUAGCAGCAGUUUCCUAGUCGCACUGCUUUGAAACUAGCCUUGGACACUUUUGCUCAACCUAGCUUUAGCAGCUCUACUGCUAGCCUGUCUCAGCCAACAAACUAACGUUGUGCGUUAGCUGUAAUGUUUUCUCAGCUACGCUCGCUAAUAGCUAAUCGUGUCUUGCUAACCAGCUCGGAUACAUUCAUACUGCAUUAGCCAGUUAGCUCUUCAGGUGCUGCUUUCCUCUCUGUUGUAGUCUUCUGAAUGUUGACUGUGUGGACCCUUCCAUACCCAACAGCGUUGCGUUAUCGUAGAAAUUAUUCAUUUACCUGUUUUGCUAGCUAACCUUGCUAGCUUGGUUAUGCAAAAAGAGUCGCUGUGGUGGCUACAGUUGUCUGUUUGUAUGGCUAACGACAGGUACUUAAGUUGACGUAGCAGGGUGAUGUGCUAGCUAACCUAAACAGAAAGCGUCUUAAUCGUUCACACUGUCGUAGGUUAUACGUGCUGGUUUAAUGGGGCUUAAAGGCAAGAUGCGUUUUUCUGGAAAGACAUGGGUGCUCCUAGUCGUGGUGGUACUUGUCACUCUGGAAGUGGCAGCUGACGUGGAACCAGAAACCAAUGAAGUCCCAGACGCUGGUCCUUCUCAGUAUUUUCAUGACCAGAGCACAGAAGAGGAUGAGGUUCCUGUUGGCUCCAGAGUGGUGGCAGGACAUGCUGUUUCCCCGCAGGAAGCCCCUCCAACGACUGAUGAGCAUCGGAUUGAGGAGGACAUGAAGGAUCGGGCAGUGGAAAAUGAGGCUGAGGGGAUUGAAAAGGAGGACCUUCCCAACCAACCCCCUCCAACAGAUGCUAAAAUUAAGGAGGUUCCUGUGGUGAUUGGGGGCACAGCCUCUGGGGAGCCCUGCCUCUUUCCUUUCCUCUUCUUGGGGAAAGAGUACUCUGACUGCACCACAGAGGGAAGAGGAGAUGGGAGACUGUGGUGCGCCACCACCUAUGAUUAUGAGCACGACAAAAAAUGGGGCUUCUGUGAAACGGAAGAGCAGGCAGAACAGAGAAGACAAGCAGAGGAGGCGGAGGAGCAGUACCAGGCCACCCUGAAGCUGAUCAACAGUACAAGCAGAAAGAGCCAGAAAAAAGAGUUGUAUGAAAAGCUGCUGAAGGUGGCAGGCAUGGGUCACACCAAGGCCAUGGAGAAGGUGGCGUAUGCCAUGCUGUUUGGAGACUACUUAGCCCAGAAUGUGCCACACGCCAAGGAGCUUUUUGAGAAGCUGGCACUCGAAGGAUCGCCCAAAGCACAGACUGCACUUGGUUUCUUAUAUGCAGCAGGAUUAGGUGUGAACUCCAGUCAAGCAAAGGCGUUAGUGUAUUACACUUUUGGAGCUCUGGGAGGAAAUCUGGUUGCACACAUGAUUUUGGGUUACAGAUACUGGGGAGGUGUUGGAGUCCCUCAGAGCUGUGAGUCUGCCCUCACUCACUACAGACUGGUGGCUAAUCAUGUGGCCAGUGAUGUGUCCCUGACUGGGGGCAGUGCAGUGCAGAGGAUUCGAUUGCUGGAUGAAUUGGAAAACCCUGGUUCCCCCAGUGCCAUGCUGGAGGAGGACUUGAUCCAGUACUACCAGUUUUUGGCUGAGAAAGGAGACGUGCAAGCCCAGGUGGGUUUAGGACAGUUGCACUUACAUGGAGGCAGAGGGGUGGAGCAGAAUCAUCAGCGUGCCUAUGAAUACUUCAAUCAGGCUGCCAAUGCAGGCAACACACAUGCUAUGGCCUUCCUUGGAAAGAUGUACUCGGAAGGCAGUGAGUUUUUGCCCCAGAACAAUGAGACCGCUCUGCAUUAUUUCAAAAAGGCUUCAGAACAAGGAAACCCAGUUGGUCAGAGUGGACUUGGCAUGGCCUACCUGUAUGGCAGGGGUGUUCCUGUGAACUAUGAUCUGGCACUCAAGUACUUUCAGAAAGCUGCGGAACAAGGCUGGGUGGAUGGACAACUACAGCUGGGAACCAUGUACUACAAUGGAAUUGGAGUGAAGCGUGACUAUAAGCAGGCUCUGAAGUUCUUCAACCUGGCCUCCCAGGCUGGUCAUAUUCUGGCCUUCUAUAACCUGGCCCAGAUGCAUGCCACUGGAACAGGAGUGAUGCGCUCCUGCCACACUGCAGUGGAGCUCUUUAAGAAUGUGUGUGAGCGAGGCCGUUGGUCAGAGAGGCUCAUGGGGGCCUAUGGCAGCUUUAAGGAGGGUGACAUGGACUCUGCACUGGUGCAGUAUCUGUUGCUGGCAGAACAGGGCUAUGAGGUCGCACAGAGCAACGUGGCCUUCAUCCUUGACCAGAGACAGUCCCGGAUCUUCAGUGAAAAUGAAACCUACCCUCGAGCUCUCCUUCACUGGACUAGGGCAGCGGCCCAAGGUUACACAGUAGCGAGAAUUAAGCUCGGUGAUUAUCAUUUCUAUGGCUAUGGCACUGACGUGGACUACGAGACUGCUGUCAUCCACUACAGACUGGCCUCAGAGCAGCAGCACAGCGCCCAGGCCAUGUUCAAUUUGGGCUACAUGCAUGAGAAAGGCCUUGGCAUUAAACAGGACAUCCACCUGGCUAAGCGUUUCUAUGACAUGGCUGCAGAGGCCAGUCCUGAUGCGCAGGUACCUGUGUUCCUGGCUCUGUGCAAACUGGGCCUCGUCUACACACUGCAGUACCUGCAAGAGCUUAAUCUGAAGGAGCUUGUUUCUCAGGUGGAUCUGGACCAGUUGUUGGGUCCGGAGUGGGAUCUCUACCUCAUGACUGUUAUAGCUCUACUUUUGGGCACUGUUAUUGCAUAUCGACAGAGGCAGCACCAAGCCGUGCCGAGGGUGCCCCCAGGACCCCCAAGACCUCCAGCCCAACCAGAGCAGGCUGCCCCUGAGGCUGAUCAGGAGUGAAAUAUGGGUCUAAAGCUGGGUUGUGUUGAGCCAACAGACAUUUGGGACCUGGGCUGGUGGUUCAAGAGUUUGCUCUCUAGGACAGCUACAGCAGCUGCCUCCACCCAGCUACCGGAUUUAACCUCUCCCUAGUGUUCCAAUGAAACAGGAACUGUCUAGACUCUCAUGUUGCUCUCCAGUGGACUUGAGCUUUGUGGCUGGAAAAUGGCAGAAACAAAAUGGAGGGCAAAAACACAGGACUAACUUGCUGUCUCUAAAGCGUGUGGCUCAGGGUAUCACCAGCUGAAGCUUCAUUUAUUUGUGCUAAUUAGUGCUCACUCUUUGGGGUUGUAAGUAAAGUACAGGACUAUUACUUUCAUUAGCCACUGUGCUUGAAGCCAAGGACCUGCUUCUGUUAUGUUCCCCUGCACCACUUCAAAUGGUUCUUUUAAGAGCAGGUUGGUUCACGCCGAUUUACCCUUGUCUCACGCCUUUGCUGAAUAAAAAGUGAAAACACACUGGAACUCAAGUUAUCAACUACAAAAAAAGGACUAGCAUGUUUUGCUAUCACAUGUUUUGCUGACUGGAGUGGAUUGUUGGCAGACAUGCUUGAUUCGUUAUCAUAUUUUUCAAACACUCUGUCUGCAAAUUAAUUUAUAAUAGUAAAUGAUAAUUACCUUGUUUGCCAGUGCACUAGUGUAAUUGAGGUCUGAAGCUGGCGCAUAA